UAAAGCAAAUACUUGGUCAACUAAUCCUACUAAUUAGUAGAGAGCAUGUGGCAUGUGGACUGAUUCAACUCAAUCCUCACAUGGCGCAUCCACUGCCACGCGGCGCCGCUUCCUCCCAGUCUCAUUCCCAUACAUAAUAACACAACCGCUUCACUCACUGAUCAGACACAGUCACACAAAAGAAAGAAAAGCUCAUGCAUCCAUUCUCAACAUGGCAGAGACGGAACGCUUCGACGUCGUUUCAGACGACUCAGACCACCACUUCCAAUCCCAAGGCGCGUACCGAGAGUGCUUCACGAACGCAGGGAGCGACGUGUACAAGAAGAUAAUGAAAGAGUGGAAAAUCCUCUACCACAACCUCCCCCAAACAAAUAUCUACGUCCGCGUCUACGAGCACCGCAUCGACCUCCUCAGAGCAGUCAUCGUCGGCGCCGCGGGCACACCCUACCACGAUGGUCUCUACGUCUUCGACAUCGCCUUCCCGGCCCAAUACCCGGCCCAACCCCCCGAGGUCCAUUAUCGCUCCUACGGCUUCUGGAUCAACCCCAACCUCUACAGCACCGGAAACGUCUGCCUCAGCCUCAUCAACACGUGGGUCGGAAGAAAACAUGAAAAGUGGGACCCAGCGGGGUCCACUAUUCUUCAGUUGUUGCUCUCCCUCCAAGCCCUUGUCCUAAACGACAAGCCGUUUUUCAACGACUUUUGGUCCGAGAUUGUCGGCCGCGGGGGGCGCGCGCUCUUCGAGAAAAUGGCCAUGACCUACAACGACAACGUUUUCAUUCUAAACUGCAAGACCAUGCUCUGCUUGCUCCGCCAACCGCCGGGGAACCUCCACGCCUUCGUCGUUCGCCAUUUUCGGAACCGGGGGCGCGCGAUUCUGCUCGCGUGUAAUGACUACGCCGAGGGGCGCGUGAGAGUUGGGAAAGGCAGUGAGGGUUCCAUUUCUAGGGUUAGGGUUUCAGGGAAAUUCAGGGAGUCGAUGCGCGAGGUGUAUCCUCAGCUGUAUGAGACGUUUCUUUCUAUCGAUGCUCUUUCGGAGAGUGAUGUGGAGUGCUUCAAGAUGGAGAAGUGUAGUGGGUUGUCCAAAAAUGUUGGUAAGAAAAAGUACAGGGUCAUUGCGAGGAAGGUGAUAAGGAAGAUAAGCAAGUUUUAUGCUUCCACGUUGAAGUUGAAGACUGAGGGAAAAAAAUGAUGCUGUCAAUCAACGUUGUUGUCCCCUGAGGAAGUUGCUAGCUACUUGCUACGUACUCACGAUAGUGUGUUGUGUAUCCCCAUAAAUUGGUGUAAUAGAAGUAAGAAAUACGUCGUGAUCGAAGUAAGAACCAAGAAGAAUAAUUGUAAACCUCAACCCUAUUUUUUUUUUAUUGGGCGGAGGAAAGAGAGAAAAAAAAAAUGAUACACAAUGUGAUAGAUGAGA
Cajanus cajan (pigeon pea) is the source of this 1417-nucleotide messenger RNA. RefSeq names its product putative ubiquitin-conjugating enzyme E2 39. The record is from RefSeq and is a predicted model, not a curated record. Lineage: Eukaryota; Viridiplantae; Streptophyta; Magnoliopsida; Fabales; Fabaceae. Gene Ontology annotation, molecular function: ubiquitin conjugating enzyme activity.